Molecule: messenger RNA, 438 nt
Organism: Rosa chinensis
Lineage: Eukaryota; Viridiplantae; Streptophyta; Magnoliopsida; Rosales; Rosaceae
Exons: 1
Coding region: 1-438 (145 amino acids)
Source: RefSeq, a predicted model, not a curated record
AUGGUGGUGGAGGAGGUUAUCGUGCAUCUUGUUAAGGGCGAGGAUGCAAUCCAGGACCCUUUUUUCUAUGUCUGCGGCCGAUUGCUUUCUCAGAAACGGGUAUUGCUUCCGCCUUUCUCAGUGGCAAUUUCCCGCAUUUGGGGAUUGAAAGACCGUGUUCGAAUCUGUGAAGAGGAAGGAGGGAUUUUGGUAUUCCAAUUCAAGGAGCAGGAGACGAAGGACCACGUCCUCAACGGUGGACCUUGGUUCUUUAACAACUCCAUGCUUCUCUUGGCGGACUAUGAUGGAAUUCAGGAUCUGGCAGAAAUUUCGCUGAACUCUAUGGAGGUUUGGGUGGCCGUGAAGGGAUUGUGCAUGGCCAUGCGCAAUGAGCACGCCUUAACCCUAAUCGAGAACUCCUUGGGCCUCUUUGUACAAUACGAUCAGGCUGCGUUGUAG